Paramecium sonneborni is the source of this 886-nucleotide messenger RNA. NCBI's taxonomy places the organism in Eukaryota, Ciliophora, Oligohymenophorea, Peniculida, Parameciidae. The record is from the annotation of a GenBank genome assembly.
AUGUAAUUCAACUUUUACUUAUCUAAAUGCAUGACUGUUAAUGAAAAUGGAAUAGCAAUUAUAAAUGGGAAUUAAAAACGUAAUCCUUAACUUGAUGAUGUUAUUACAACCAUGGGCGAAGCUUCUGCAUUAGUAAUCAACCAUUAUAUAAAUUAGGCAUAAAAUUUGAAAUAAGUAAUUACAAGCCCAAUGAGAUUUUUUUAGACUGAUUAAAAGAUGUAUAUUAAAUUAGAAGGAAAAGUAACUAUGCAAAAAUAUAAAUUAGAGUUGUUUUGGAAUUCUAAAAAUAGGAAGAAAAAACUUAUUUCAUAGAGAUUUAAACGGAGUGAUAAAAGAAAUUCAACCCUUAUGUGUUUUAGACUUUUAUGUACAUGAAUCAGUUCAAAGAAAAGGUAUAGGCAAAGAGCUUUUUGAAGAAAUGUUAAGAUUAGAAAUAUUGAGACCAGAAAAAUUGGCUUAUGAUCGACCAUCUGGGAAAUUGUUAGGAUUCUUAAAGAAACACUAUAAUUUACAAAGUUAUAUUCCUCAAAAUAAUAAUUACGUCAUCUUUACGCAAUACUUCUAUAAUUAAUAGACAAAUGUAUCAUAAUAUUAAAUUGCACAAUAAACCAAUUAAUAAUAGUAAAACCCUUAAUUAUGUAACUAAUAAACAGAAUAAAAAAGAGUUUAACCAUAAUAGACUCCUUUGAAGAUGGAACAAUUGGAUAAGAUGAUGCAACAAAUGUCUUUAGAUUCCAAAUAAUAAUAUUAAUAAUAUCAAAAAAACAAGGCUUAGGCACCUUGGGCAACAGAUUAAAAAUAACAUUAAAAUGUAAUUAUUGAAAAUUUAUUAUAGAUGUAUUAAACAACAACAGGACUAAUGUCAGCUUAAAUCCAAAAAAAAUGA